Sinocyclocheilus rhinocerous is the source of this 1579-nucleotide messenger RNA. RefSeq names its product E3 ubiquitin-protein ligase RNF182-like. NCBI's taxonomy places the organism in Eukaryota, Metazoa, Chordata, Actinopteri, Cypriniformes, Cyprinidae. Bases 501 to 1244 code for a protein of 247 amino acids. The transcript has a single exon. The record is from RefSeq and is a predicted model, not a curated record.
CAGACGCUUGACAGCCCUGCUAUGGAAUAUUUUUGGACCUCUCUGGUGUCAACUGACUUGAUUUCUUUGUCUCUUCAGUUUUGUCUUUCUCUAAACCAUGCUGGAAAAACCCAAGUAAGUUCUGGAACUGAGUGCGGACAGUGAAGGGAGAUCCUCAUUUAGCAUGCACUGAAUUUGCAUAUUGUUGUAUUUUAGCAUUAUCUGCUUGUCAUAAAUACAUUAGGGUGUCAUAUCAUGGACAUAUGUUAAGCUUUCCGUCAGGACUCAGUUUUGCUUCUGUGGUCUUCUAAUCAGCAUUAUGUGCUGCAAGCUCCUGAAAAGAUGAAUUUAAGCAGUCCUUGUUGGUGAAAAACAAACACAAAGCAGAAAAACAAGGGCUACCAAGGACGGUGCUCAGGUACUGCUCCUAUAGCAUACUAAAAUUAGCUUAAUUUGAACAUUUGCACCUGCUUCCUGGCUCUUCCAGUCCUCUCGGCUGUGGCUGCACUCCAUCUCUCAGGAUGAGCCAGAAGUCUGACUCGGAGACUGAGGGCUCCCAGGCACCAGUGAUUUAUACAGUGGAGGAACUGGAGUGCAAGAUCUGCUACAAUCGCUUUGACACCCGAGCCCGCAAGCCCAAGGUGUUGAGCUGCUUGCACCGCGUCUGUGCCAAAUGCCUCAAGAAGAUGGUAGAGCUGGACUCGUCUCCGAGCAUCAUCAGCUGCCCCUUCUGUCGCCAUGAGACUCACGUCCCCGAUGAGGAGAUCUGGUUGCUUCAAGAUGACAGCAACAUACUGGCCAUUCUGACUUACCAGGACCGGGCACGUAAGAGCCGCACCACACCCAGCGGCGAGGUCCUUUUGACGCCCAACAGCCUGAGCGGAGGCGAGCAGGCCCACAGCUCCUCCGAUUGCCUCGUCAUCACAAUCAUGGAAGUCCCUGGAGAGUCGCAGUCCUCUGACUCUAUGAGCAUGUUGAACAUGGUGCGCUUGUAUCGGCCGGCCAGCCUGGACUCCUUGCCUUGCCACCUGCCCGUGCAGAAGUGCCGGGCGUGGACGUCUCAUUCGGUUCCUCGCUUUUUGAUGGGUUUCCUCUGCCUGGUCUACUUCAGCUCGCUGCCACUGGGGAUCUACUUACUGAUGAUCCAGCAGCUCACGAUGGGAGUGAUCUUGGUCAGCCUGGUGCCCUCCACCCUGGUCCUUUGCAUGUUCUACGGCUUCUGCCAAUGUCUGUGCCAUGAGAUCAUGGAGGCCAUUGCCACAUAACACACCACGGUUGGUCUUUGGGCUGAUCUUUGGACUAGCAAGACCUGUGAAAGAACAAAAGCCAAAUGACUGAUGCAUAUCUGCUAAUCCCAGACACCCAAUUUUUUCCAUCGCACCAGAUUAUACCAGCAUCUACUCCUUGUAACUCACCUCACAUUGUAUGCAGGGCCAACUAUACUUGACUUUAGCAGUUAAAGCUUGAUUACCAAUGCAAGCUGGAGGUAUUGAUUUUGGACUGCAUCAGAUCGCUGUGGUUUUGUAUCGUGUCUAGCUCACCCAAUGGGUCUUCAACAACUGUGAUAUAAAUAACAUGCAACAUGCAGAGAAUGAAGUCU